AUGCCGCGCGACGCGGUCAUCGCAAAGUUUUCCGAGCACUUGCACGCGAACGACGAGAUGAUGAAGCGCCUGCCAGAGUUCGGUGGCAAGCGCUUGGUGUGCCAUUGUGCGACCUCGUGUAGGUGUCACGCCGACGUGCUGAUAGAGGCGUAUUCAGCUUGGGCGGACAGCGUCGGCGGCGUGGAGAGCGGUGGAGGCAACAGACACCACUCGGACGUGCCCAUCAUCAAAGUGGAUCUUGCGACAGGGCCUGGUCGCGAGACGCUCCACCGCCUCCUCGGCGACCCCGACGUCGAGGCCGUGUGGUUUGCGCCGCCAGGCGAAACUUUCUGCCGAGCCAGGGAGAAACCGAUCCCUGCGCAGCUCCAGCAGGGGGCCGGCCCUGCCCCGCGACCGCUCCGCGACGGCCAGAACCCGCUUGGCACCCCUCGUCUAUCUGCAGCGGAGGCCGCUAAGGUUUCGAAUGAGAACCAGCUUGCGGAGGUGACAGCCGAAUCCGCCGCGAACUUGCAUGGGGACGGCAACUUGCGGGCCAUUGAGAGCCCAGCCAACAGUUGGAUCUGGAAGCACCCAGCUCUGGAAAGACUAGCUGCGCUUCCCGGCGUUUACGACGUCAUCUUCCAGCAGUGCAUGUACGGCGGCGCUCGUGACAAAAGGGCCAAGCUGCUCACCAGUUCAAGGUGGCUGGCCGACGCCAUGUGUUUACUCUGCGACAAAAGUCACAAGCACAGCUCAUGGGGCGCGUGCUUCCGCGACCGUUGGGGCACGUCGUCCGCCGCGGAGUGCGAGUACCCCGAGACCAUGUGCACCAUCGCCGCAGACGCCUUUGACGAGGACUUGAGUCAUUUGGCCGACGCGUACACGGCGGCGCAGAAAGUCAAGGAUAAGUCCAAAGGCGGGGAGCAUCAUGUCAGCUUGGGCCAGGAUGCAGCCUCACCAUGGGUGGCGGUGGGCCGACAGAGGUCCAAGCUCGGCCACAACGCUGUCCCAGAAUUCAAAACGGUCAUCCCUGCAAGAGAGCUCACAGUGGACGAUGUAACCAUGUGCAAGCCCAUAGGCCAUGCAGUGCAGCUCCACGAUGGCACCGUCGUUCCCGCUGGGGCCAUUCCCUUCCGUUCAGCGGAUCCCGAAGCGGGGGGGUGUGGCGGGCUGAACUUCGGCGUGCCCUGGGCGCCCCAGGAGUUCCUGGACCUCGCCUUGCUCGCAAAACACCCGUUCGACGCGCCUCCAGCAGUCGACGACAACGUCGCCAAGGCCGUCUUCGACCUCCUGACCACACCAUUGGGCGACAUUAGAGCUAAGCUUGAGUCAGCAAAGGAACACUGGAACAAGCAAGCAGCAUCUCUCCUAGGUGCCGAGCGUCGCCUUCACGAGGAGAUGCAUCCCAGGGUGAAGAGCGUGUUGAACGGUAAGAAUGUGCUGGUCUUCAAGAAGAUGCUCCUGUCCGCGGGCCACGUCGACGCGGGCGUCGCGAACGACAUGGCGGCUGGCUUCAAGAUCGUAGGGGACUUCGUCUGCUGCGGGGCGUUUCCACACAAGCCUUCGGACAAGGUGGAGGAGGGUCGGCCGAAGCGGUGGCUCUGGGAGCAGGCGCCGGCGGUCCGGGCCUCCCUCGAGGCGGCGGCCGCGAGCCAGCACCGCGCCGCCGAUAGCAGUAUCGACGCAGAGGUCCUGAAGAAGACGCGCGCCGAGGUGCAGAGGGGUCUCGCCAGUGGGCCGUUCUCUCCCCAUCAGCUGGAUGAGAUUCUGGGGCCCCGGUGGGUCCCGAGCCGCCGUUUCGGCGUGGUACAGGGUGACAAGGUGCGCCCGAUCGACGACCUCACGGCCUCCUCCGUGAACAGUGCCGCCACCAUCAGGGACAAAAUCUCGUGGGAGGGAGUCGACGGGGUGGCCUCGGUCGCCAAACUCUGGGCGCGCUUCAUGGCAGGGCCAGAAGAUAUGACCUGGACAUUGCAGUCGGGCCAAGUGUUGAGAGGGCGUCGCCAGUGGAAAGACGACACCUUGGUCGGAAAGUGCUUCGAUCUUGAGGAGGCGUACAAGCAGCUGGCUGUCGCCCCUGCCGAUUCCGACUGCGUUGUGACUGCGUGUGCGGAGCCCGGCUGUCCUGGCGAGUUGUGGUAUUUCAUCGCGCACGCCCUGCGUUUUGGAGCCCGGGUCAUCUCUGAGUGGGCGGAGGAGGCCUUCCGGGCGUGCGCUGACGCAUUGGGUUUCCGGCUGAAGGACGCCAAGGACCAUGCUUUUGACGUGCGUUUCCCCGCCCUUGGAGUGCUGUUCGACCUCAGCCAGGCGAUGGGGCGCGGCGAGCUCGUCGCGUCGAACACCACGCAGAGGAGAGAGUCCCUCACGGCCCUCGUGCAGGGCAUCCUGCGGACGCGCAGCCUUCCUUCAGCGGAGGCGGCGCGACUUGUGGGCAAGCUGCAGUUCGCAUCCUCGCAGAUCUUCGGCCGGUGCGGCGCGGCCGGUUCGUGGCACCUCCGGAGGAGAACGGACGGCAAGGCCCCGGGGACAGGCGUGGAUGGCGUGCUCGACGGAGUUUUCCGGUGGCGGUUGGAUUAUCUGUCCGCCGCGAGGCCCCGCAUCGUGCGUUUGUUCGGCGCCUUGUCCCCGCUGGUCCUGUUCACGGACGGCGCGUGCGAACUGGAAGACGGAGUGGUUCGAGGGAGUAUCGGGGCAGUGCUGGUCGACCCUGUGUCGAGGUUGGCGGAAGCCUUCGGGUGCGACGUCCCCAGCGUGUUGAUGCAACAGUUGACUCGCGAGACGGGGCAUGAACAGCUGAUCGGCCAGCUCGAGAUUUUGCCCAUGGUGGCGGCGAGAAUCAAGUGGGGCAGAAUCUUUGAGCAGCACCCGGGCAGGAGCGUGCUUGGCUUCGUUGACAACGACAGCGCCCGCUUUGGCCUGAUCAAGGGCUACAGCCCGUCGCCGGCCAGCGUGUGGCUUCUGGGCGAGCACUGGCGGGCCAAAGAGCAUGCUGGAAGCCGCGCGUAUUUCAGCCGAGUGCCGACAGCAAGAAAUUGUUCCGAUGGGCCGAGCAAGGGCAGGUUUGAUUCUCUUCCCAGCGCCUUCGGGGCCCCGGUGCGGCGAGUGUCGCCGCCGAGUUUCGCCCAGAGACUCGUGCGGAGACGGCUGAAUGCAGGGGGAGUCGGUGGGUCUCCUGAGAGCGGGAGUUUGUCGAGCACAUAUCGUGGAGACACUUGA
Molecule: messenger RNA, 3195 nt
Organism: Prorocentrum cordatum
Lineage: Eukaryota; Dinophyceae; Prorocentrales; Prorocentraceae
Source: the annotation of a GenBank genome assembly